AUGCAUGCUCCGGCUUCUGCCGUCGCCGAGGCCUGUGGACAUGUUAUGGCGUUCGGAGAACCAUCGAUUCCGACUCCCAGCCUUCUGGAUAUCGGCAACCUGGAAGUGGUUGAAGCCGCGAUUAGUGACGUGGCGUUCGAUGUGCGCGAUAACGGCAAGCUGGCCCGAGGAAAAGUGGUCGAUAUGCUGGUUGACUCGGUCAGGAAUGGAUCUGGUACUACCACAACAACAACAAGAAGGAUCAGAACCAAAGGCGCUCAAUGA
Messenger RNA from Penicillium verhagenii, 264 nucleotides. RefSeq lists its product as uncharacterized. The transcript has a single exon. NCBI's taxonomy places the organism in Eukaryota, Fungi, Ascomycota, Eurotiomycetes, Eurotiales, Aspergillaceae. Bases 1 to 264 code for a protein of 87 amino acids. The record is from RefSeq and is a predicted model, not a curated record.